AUGAACCACGAUGCAAACCUCCCCGUCCCCGCCGCGGAGGGUCUGCCGCCCCUCCGCUACGAACGCUACGACAGCGCGCGCGAAGACGAAUACGUCGGCGCCAUGCGCCAACUAAUCUCCAAAGAUCUCUCGGAGCCCUACAGCAUCUACGUGUACCGCUAUUUCCUGUACCAAUGGGGCGAGCUCUGUUUCAUGGCGAUGGACGACACGCGCCCGGCCGAGCCGAUGGUCGGCGUCGUCGUGUCGAAGCUGGAGCCGCAUCGGGCCGGGCCCCUGCGCGGAUACAUCGCCAUGCUGGCCGUGCGCGAGGAAUAUCGCGGGCGCGGGAUCGCCACGAAGCUGGUGCGCAUGGCUAUUGAUGCGAUGAUUGAGCGGGGGGCUGAUGAGAUCGCGCUCGAGACGGAAAUCACCAACACGGCGGCUAUCAAGCUCUACGAGCGUCUGGGCUUUCUGCGCAGUAAGCGGCUGCAUCGGUACUACCUGAAUGGGAACUCGGCGUACCGGCUGGUGCUGUAUCUCAAGGAGGGCGUAGGGUCGAUACGCACCGCAGACCCCUAUGCUGCUCCUGCGGAUGCUCGCCCCGACAUGCAUGGCCCCAUUGCUGCACCGGCCCCGGCGAUGCUGCAUGGCAAUGGCGGAGGCGUGAUCUAA
Molecule: messenger RNA, 651 nt
Organism: Aspergillus terreus NIH2624
Lineage: Eukaryota; Fungi; Ascomycota; Eurotiomycetes; Eurotiales; Aspergillaceae
Product: peptide alpha-N-acetyltransferase MAK3
Exons: 2
Coding region: 1-651 (216 amino acids)
Biological process (GO): N-terminal peptidyl-methionine acetylation
Cellular component (GO): NatC complex
Molecular function (GO): protein-N-terminal amino-acid acetyltransferase activity
Source: RefSeq, a predicted model, not a curated record